Pollicipes pollicipes is the source of this 1101-nucleotide messenger RNA. RefSeq lists its product as uncharacterized. The record is from RefSeq and is a predicted model, not a curated record. The coding region runs from base 6 to 791 and encodes 261 amino acids. NCBI's taxonomy places the organism in Eukaryota, Metazoa, Arthropoda, Thecostraca, Pollicipedomorpha, Pollicipedidae. The transcript has 5 exons.
ACGUGAUGUUUCACGUGCGCGACGCAUCGCGAGCCGAGGAGACGCAGCGCACCGACGGCUGGCUGGAGCUGGCGCGCCAGCUGGGCACCGUCCUGGUGGAGCCGCCCGAGGGCGGGCAGCUGCACUUCAGCUGCUGGCAGCUGCAGCUGGAGUGCGUGCCGACGAAGGGCCAGCUGCUGUCGCCCUGCUGCCGCCGCCAGCUGCUGGAGCUGCUGCACGCCGUGAUGGCCCGCUGCCAGGAGGCGGGCGCCACCUGCGAGCUGCAGGAGGGUACACUGCUCGGUGCCGUCAAGCUGGGGACGAUACUGCCGUGGGAAAGGGACGCUGACAUCGCCUUCAGCAGCGCCGACUUCGACAAGCUGGACAGCAUGAAGAAGAGGUUUAGCGACGACGGCUUUCGCUGGGUUCAGCGGACGCCGGCGUCAUGCUGUUACGAGAACCGCACCACAGGCGGGUCGGCCCUGGUGCUGACUGGAGCGUGGCAGGCGGAGCUCUGGGGACAGCACUGGAUGGACACGGAGAAACUGCGUGACCAGGCUGGACUGCCACCAACCAGGGUGCUGCUCGACGGCCGCUGGUACCCGGCGCCGCGUAACCCGGGCCUGUACGUGCGUAACCGGUACGGACACGAGGUGUACCGCCACGCCGAGCACUGGCUGACGACGGGGAUGAAGAGCGGCUGGGCAGCCUACAACACCGCACGGUUCGUGCCCUGCCCGGACCCCGGCGGCCACUCCUGCCUGGACCAGUACCUGACGGACGGCGCGCUGCAGUUUGAUCGGCCCCUCUGACCGUCCGGUGGCCGGCCGGCCGCCGGGCGACGCCGGUCGCGGCGCGUGACAGGCCGCGACCGCACACCGCAUCGGCCCGGCGCCGGGCGCCGCCACUCCUGACUUGCGGUGUGUCGCGCGUGACAUCAGUGCCCGUCCGUUCUCACGAGUGUUGUGCCCAUUUCAUUCCCACGUUCAUGGCCGGGCCGUUGCUGGGCUGAGCACCGCAGGAGCUUGCGCUCUUCUGACUGGAUUUCCAGCCCGCUCAAAUAGAACUGCUAUUUCACUCGAUGUGGUGUGUAGGCGAAGGGCGUAUGGAAUAUAAUGUGAC